Messenger RNA from Conger conger (European conger), 738 nucleotides. RefSeq lists its product as uncharacterized. The record is from RefSeq and is a predicted model, not a curated record. The transcript has 4 exons. Lineage: Eukaryota; Metazoa; Chordata; Actinopteri; Anguilliformes; Congridae. Bases 150 to 563 code for a protein of 137 amino acids.
AAAAACUGGUUAUUCCCUCAUGUCCGUGCGUAAGCAAAACCGGGCGUAGUUCCAUAAACCUUGGUACUCAGGUAGUGCAGGUUAGGAUACAAGGUGCACACAUUUUAACGUGACAGUCUGGAAUUGUUCAACUUGGAACAAAGUACGACAUGGACCAAUUCGAUUUGAGUGCAGCAAUGGAAGGGGAUUGCAAGAGUUCCUCCGGCCAGGAAGUGGAGGGCUUUUUUGAUAGGUUUAAAAAGGAUAAGAAGGACAAGGACAAGGAUGACUGCAAAGGCAAGGACCAUGAUAAAGACAAGGAUAAACACAAGGACCAUGAUAAACACAAGGACCGUGGUGAGGGCAAGCACCAUGAUAAACACAAGGACCAUGGUGAUGGCAAGCACCAUGAUAAACAUAAGGACCAUGGUGACGGCAAGCACCAUAAGGGCCACAAGAAGAAACACAAGGAUGGCAAAGCGAAGAAACAUGGAGAGUGCAAAGGGAGGAAACACAAGGAUGGUGGAAGUGGCUCCUCAUCCUCCUCAUCCUCCUCGUCAUCAUCUAGCAGCAAUGAAGACUGAAAGGACAAAAGAAAGAUGGAAGGGGAAAAAAAGUCUGGAUGACUCCAAUGCAUUGUGGGACAUUACGCAGACCACCCUAUCUGAUUUACUGCUAUAUGAUGCCUUAAUAUGUUGAUUUUACUGUAUGCUCAUCUUGAGUGUCUAUAUGUGUUAAUAAAAUCAGUCUUCUAUGAAA